Messenger RNA from Brassica napus (rape), 2113 nucleotides. Its product is annotated as pectinesterase inhibitor-like. Gene Ontology annotation, molecular function: enzyme inhibitor activity. Lineage: Eukaryota; Viridiplantae; Streptophyta; Magnoliopsida; Brassicales; Brassicaceae. The transcript has a single exon. The record is from RefSeq and is a predicted model, not a curated record. The coding region runs from base 1393 to 1914 and encodes 173 amino acids.
AAAGGGUUUAGUAAAAUGUAAUGUUUCAUGAUCGGUGUUUCAAAAAAAAAAAGAGUAAUGUUUCAUGAUCGAGUUAUAUACUCAAACAAACAAAGAAUACGACUAUUCAUUCAUACUCGUUAAUAUUUGGUCUAGUUUCUUUUACGUAAGGUAAUACUAGAAACGGUUUGCAUUUUAGAUUAUUUGGGUCUCAAGUUUUGCUUAUUGUUUUUUGCAAAAAAAAAAAAGUUUUGCUUAUUGUUACAUGUUCUUCGUAGGGUGAUGAGGUCAAGUCCAACAGUUAUCAUUUUUUUUAAGGUCUUUGCUAAAGAUAUGUCUAACGAAACACUAUUGUUUUUUAAAUACUUCAAUUCCUUCGUAUAUUCUCGGCCUCAAACGCGGGAAGCGUGAUCGUGUCAAUUAUCAAUUAUUUAUUUCCUUUUCUGGGCAACUCACUAUAAAUGAAGAAAAUGAAUUGGUAAAGAAUCAAAAGCUAAUAUACUCCUAAUAUUCAAAGGAUCGUAUAUAUAUUGCAUGAGCUGAUAAUAAAAUCCAUAUAUCAAGACUAGGUCUACGCAUAUAAAUUGAGAACCGAUAACUGAACGAAAUCAAAUCUAAAACCAACAGAUGUUCACAAAUAAGCGAGUAAUUUUUAUAUCUCUGAACCGAAAACCGAAUGAGUGCAUGAAUAUCUAAAAUAUAGUUUGAUUAUCUAAACUAUUAAUUAUAUUUGAUAAAAAUUUAAAAUAAUUUUAAAAUAUUACUUAUAAACCAAAUACCCAAAAAAUCAAAUUACCUGAUUUUUAUAUGAAAUAUUUCAAAAUUUUCCAAAUUAACCGAAAGAACCAAAUUGCCUAAUAUUUUUUAUCCAAAAUAUUUAGAUAUAUUUGAUUUACUAGAUAUUUAAUCUGAAAAACUGAAAAAAUAAUAAUCAAAAUCUGAUUUUUAUCUGAUUUAUCUGAAAACCAUAACCGGAUUGAAACCAGAAUUUUAUCGGAUAUUAAUUGUUUUCUACCACUGUUACGGUGUUACCUCAAUCAAAAACAAAGUAACCGAACCAAAAUCAAACCAUAACCGAACUGAAAACUGAAAGCUUAUGCCUAAUUGAGACCAUGAAAAUCCAAUAAAAAUUUUGAAAUAUUAUUGGUUUCAAUCUCGUUCAGAAAUAGCAUCUCAGCCCAUAGGCCAAAUUGUUUUCUGUUUGUAGUUGCAUAUUUCCCGCCUUAUUUUUUAAGUCAGAUUAGUUUUCCAUUUCAUUAUAAACAAAAUUGCUAAAAACAGAAUUCUUCAACAACAAAUAAACAAAAUUCGCUUUGAACUUUGAUUAUUGUUUUGUAGGUUUCCCUUUUACAAAUAUAAAUCUUUCUUCAUCAUUCUUAUAAUCUUCAUUCCAAACCUAAUCAAUAAUCAAAGAUGAAGCAAUUCUCGAGACUUCUCUUCAUUUUCAUUCUCUAUCUCUCAUAUGUCAAUGCUGACUCCAAUCUUAUUACCGAUCUGUGCAAACACUGUGACGAUCCAAAACUCUGCCUCUCAAGCAUACAGACCCGUCCUGAGUCUGGCGAGUUCGCAGCCACCACCAACCAGAUCGAGAUCAUAGCUAUCUCUGCCGCCUCAGCUAACGCCUCCUCCACUUCCGCCUAUAUUAAGGAAAUGCUUAGCCGAGAGGAUCUAGAGCCGGCUACGGAGGCCACACUCGAGGACUGCCAGAAGAAUUACCAAGAUGCUGUGGAGCAGCUCGACGACUCGAUAUCUGCUAUGCUUGUUGAUGCGCAUGCCGACGUCGACGUCUGGCUGAACGCGGCAAUCAGCGCCAUCGAGUCUUGUAGUAACGAGUUGGAGUCAGGAGCCGGAAACGAUGCAGAGCUUUCUCAGAGGAUCGAAUGGUUUCUUAAACUGUGCAAAAACGCUUUGGUAAUUAACAAAAUGUUAAUAUGAGUUUAACUCCCAACAUUUGAAUGUUUCCGUACAAUAUUUUGUUGUUUGUUUGCUUUUUUCGUCAACUUUUUUCUCAACUCUUUGUUGUAUUGAUUUAUAUGAAUAUCAUUGCAUUGCAUUAAAUAAAAACGUCAAAAAGAGAUUCUUUUUUCAUAGUUUCAGUGAUCAAAUACAAUGUCAAUUUCAACUAGGCCUGGGC